Messenger RNA from Clonostachys byssicola, 1200 nucleotides. NCBI's taxonomy places the organism in Eukaryota, Fungi, Ascomycota, Sordariomycetes, Hypocreales, Bionectriaceae. The record is from the annotation of a GenBank genome assembly.
AUGUCGGUAUCGCAAAUCAUAUCGAAGGAGGACCAAACUGCCAAGUCUACAACAGACGAAGCUAGAAAAACAAUUUCAGAAAGACUUGGUCUGAAAAAAUUUAGCCCGAGCCACUCAAAGGACGCGGAAGAAUCGCUCGAAAGUAAGAUUACGGACCUUCACCUUGCGGCCGAAGAUGAAAAUCUCGCCAGAGUGGAAGAAAUACUUCUCAGCGAUAAGUCUACAAUAGACUUCCAAACCAACGAAGGAAUGUCUGCCCUGGCUAUCGCAGCUCGACAUGGGAGCGCGAACGUUGUUCAGAGUUUGUUGAAAGAGAACCCGACGCUUAAACUUCGAAACCAGAAUGGUAUGACGGCACUUCACUUGGCCGCACAGAAUGGCAAUGAGAAUAUUGUUAAGCAGCUCUUAUUGGCUGGCGAUUUUGAGAAGACAGAUCCGGAGUUAUCAAGCCUAAUAUCAAACGUCAACGUGUUGGACGACUCUUCACGCACACCUCUUUUCUUAGCCUCAGAAAGAGGAAACGCCUCAGUGGUAGACCUGUUGCUGAACAGUGGGGCAGAUUGCCGUCUCCCUGACAAGCGCGGAAUCACCCCACUUGAGAUCGCUGCUCUCUCUGGCAAGGAGGAGGUUACUAAGCUGCUGAAGCCUUCGGGUAGCAUGGAGGAAAGAUAUUGGAUUGAGUUGUCCUCUGACAAGAACCUUGAUCUUGGGAUGCUUGUAGCCGACCGAAGUGGGAUGCAGCAAGUCGGUACUCAUGUGGCCCCGCCAGAGGAGCUACUCGGCACGACACGAGCAUCCGGGUUCAGAGCGACGCUGGACGAGGUUGAAAAAGGGCAUUACGGCGACUGGGCAAAGGUUAUCGGACGCAGAUUGGCCAAUAAACUUGAAGUCGAGGCCUUUGAGGAUAUGUUAUUUGACCCUUCCGAUGAGUACUUGGCGGCCAUAACGGAGACAAUUCGUAACAAAUUCCGAUGGUCUUUUUAUAUGGUGACGGGAAUGAAGCUCGCCCGAAUCAGUGGGGUUGAAGCUAACAAAGCGUCAAUAUCACCUAUGAGCCGGGAAAAGGAGCCAAGUCAACCAGCGAAAAUCUUAAUAGCCGUUGAAUUGGAUAAAGUUAUCUUCAUGGGGCCUUCGGUUAUGAAAACCAUAUUGUUAAGAGGGCGCCAAAAGCCUCGAAAGACGGCGUUCACAUUUAAGUAA